CCCCCAGGCCUCUCGACACAGCCCAUCUGGCGCAAGCUGUGGGACGAUGUGAUGAAAACCAGGCCACCCAACCCGGAGAGCAUAACAUGCUGGAGGAAGAAGUUCCUUGAAACAUUCUUCUCCAACGUCCUCCAUGGUGUUUUGGACGUUUCCUCUGACUGGCGCCUCAACGACCGUCACUUCUCGCCGCUGCUGCACAGCUCCCCACAUGUUUCCCAGCUCACCCUCUGCAACAUGCUCCAGGGGGCCGUGGAGCUCACUGCUGAGCACAACCACAAAGUGCUUGAAAACCUGGCUGGCUCCCUGCAGAUCCUGAAGUUCCAGCACCUCCUCUCCUGCGACCAGUCCAUCAAGCGCUCGCUGGUUUUGCUCCUUCACCGGCUGAUCCACCACGGCUCUGUCAGCCAGGUGUCCAUGUAUUCCUGGCCUGUUCCCGACACGGUUCUUCUAGUGCUCAUCCUGACCAUGAGCGCUGGGUUUUGGCGCUCGGGAAAUGCCCUCGCCUAUCACAGCAGCCCGUGUCGCCUUUGCAGAGAGGAGGACAAAGCCCAAAGCCAGCAGUCAGCGCAGGAGGGAGCAGAGAGGGGCUGCGAUGCUGAGCGGGAGGGGAGCGGUGGUGAGGACCAGAAGAGAUCCCCAAAAGAGGCUGAUGCUCCCAUGAACUCUGUCCUCUCUGGCCCCAGAAGUCCUCCCCUGCGAAACACAGUGUGUGAGGAGACAAGCAGUGAGGUGCCAUGUGGCCACACCAGCACCCAGGGGGGUUCUUCCCAUUGUUCCAGCUCAGAGCAGCUGUCCUGUCACCCCAUUCCCCGAAAGACACGCAGACAGCCGAAACCUGCAGUGGGGAGGAAACGUCGCUGCCUCAGACGGAGCAGGGGACACUAUGCUGACCCAGAAGAUCUGUAUGAUUUUGUUUUUACUGUUGCUAGAGAGAAUAAUUCAGGGUUACUGGAUAAAACCAGGACCACAGAGGGAGAGAACACUGAGAACUGGAAUAGUUCCUCUCCAGGAUCUCCAUGCACUGGGCAUGCUGGCUGUAAGAAAAGAGGAGGACCUGCUGGAAUCCUUUCUCUGAAAGCUGCUCACCGCUUCCGAAGUGUCUCCACGUUGGAAUUGUUCUCCAUUCCUCUGACUGGGGAGACAUGUCGGACUCUGAGUAACCUGCUGAGCUCCUGGGUGUCUUUAGAAAACCUGGUUCUGUCCUACAAUGGCCUGAAUGCCAACAUCUCCUGCAUCCUCUCUGGGCUCCGGGCCCUGGCCCGCCACCCAGAGUGCCGCUUCCGCGUGCUCCGUGUGAGCGACAUGUUCUCCCACAUGCCCUGCACGGAGCUCGUUCGCUGCAUCCUGAGCGCCCUUCCCCAGCUCCACACGCUCUCCGUCAGCUUCGACCUCAAAAACCAGCUGGAGGGCAGCAGGCCAGAGGCAAAUCCAAGCUCUGGCAAGGCAGAAAUCCCAGAAAGCUGCCUGGAGGUGCUGGAGAUCCGAUUCCCCAGGGAACCUCUGCACACUGCGUUCCUGCUGCCAGUGCUCAAGGCAACAAAGUCUCUCCAGCAGUUGUCCUUGGACAGUGCCACACUGCCCUGCCCCCAGGAGCUUGGGCUCCUUUUGGAGGUGCUCAGAGAGUGUACUCCAAAUUUGAAGAAGCUGAGCUUUCAUGAUGUGAACCUGGCUGAGCACCAGAAAGAAGUUCUGCUUUUGCUUCAGGAUCCUGGCCUACAAGAAAUCACGUUUUCCUUCUGCCGGCUGUUUGAAAGCUCUACUGCUGAGUUUUUGUCAGAAAUAAUCAAUACAGUGAAAAGAAACUCAUCACUGAAGAGCCUCAAACUGCCUGGGAACCGCCUUGGUAAUCACAGGCUAGUUGCCCUUGCAGACAUUUUCUCUGAAGAUUCCUCCUCUUCUCUUUGUCAGCUGGAUGUCAGCUCAAAUUGCAUCAAACCUGAUGGGCUCCUGGAGUUCACGAAGAAGCUGGAAGGCCACAUGCAGCAGAGAGGGGGACGGCUUCCGUUCACACAGCUGCGCCUCUUCCAGAACUGGCUGGAGCAGGAUGCAGACACGGCGCAGGAGGCGCUGCGGCGCCUCAGAGCCCUGUGCAGCGUGGUCAGCGACGCCUGGGACUGCUCCCAGGCCUUCGCCGACUACAUCAGUGUCAUGUGAGGGACCCAGCAGCUUCUGACUGCACAGUGCCAGCAGCACAGGGCUGUUCCUUCCACUCUGCUGUUCAUCUGACAAAGGGCUGUGGCACUGCCAUGACACAACAGCUGUAGUACCAGGUGAUCUAACUCUGCCAUCUUUUUAAGUAUUAUAAAUGGGACAUACAUCACAUGAGCUUCUGAACAAACUGGUUUAUGUCACUGGGUGUUGUGACAAAUUUGAUCUUAUUUCAGCUAAUGUCUCACCAAUAACCAUCUCCAACGUGGGAGAGACUCAAAAGCCAUCGGGUUGUGGUCCUUGGCAACCAGGUCUAGGUGAUCUUGUUUUUGAGGAGGAACAUUGGACAGUAUCACCUGACAUCUCUUCCAAGUCCAUCAUUCUGUGGUCUAUGAAGUAAGAACUCCUCCCUCCAGUAAAGGGAGUAGAAGACAAGCUAAUGAAGCCCCCAGGCUUGACCUUUUGCAUUUGGAAAGUUGUACUUUAUACCAAAAAAUUCUUUGUGUACCAAGUAGCUUGCUGUUUAUUUGCAAUCACACUGCCCUUUCCCAGUGUCUGCAGUCAUUUUACAGAGGUUUUGAAUAGUUUGUUAUUUUGUAACAUUUUUAUAAUAAAAUUAUAAUUAAGACCCAGAA
Messenger RNA from Ficedula albicollis (Collared flycatcher), 2783 nucleotides. RefSeq names its product leucine rich repeat containing 41 (gene LRRC41). Gene Ontology annotation, cellular component: nucleus; cytoplasm. NCBI's taxonomy places the organism in Eukaryota, Metazoa, Chordata, Aves, Passeriformes, Muscicapidae. The annotation marks the transcript as partial. The record is from RefSeq and is a predicted model, not a curated record. The transcript is spliced from 8 exons.